Perca flavescens (yellow perch) is the source of this 1889-nucleotide messenger RNA. RefSeq names its product RAB9B, member RAS oncogene family (gene rab9b). Bases 207 to 818 code for a protein of 203 amino acids. Gene Ontology annotation, biological process: Rab protein signal transduction; retrograde transport, endosome to Golgi. The record is from RefSeq and is a predicted model, not a curated record. Gene Ontology annotation, cellular component: late endosome; phagocytic vesicle; lysosome. The transcript is spliced from 3 exons. NCBI's taxonomy places the organism in Eukaryota, Metazoa, Chordata, Actinopteri, Perciformes, Percidae. Gene Ontology annotation, molecular function: GTP binding; GTPase activity.
UUCUCGACGGGGGCGCGCACGUCACGACAGUCAUCUCAGUCAGAUGUAGGGGAGGAGGGCAGACCACGAAAUAUUAACUAUUAGGAACAGGGUAUUUACACUGAAUCAUCAGUGAAGUCAAGCCCACAGACUGUGUGGCUGAGAAUUCAGUUAAAUUGACCCUGGUCUGCCACGUGGUGUGGAGGCCUUGCUGGGUGGGAGGAAACAUGAUGAGCGGGAAGAGCCUGCUCCUGAAGGUGAUCCUGCUGGGCGACGGUGGAGUGGGCAAGUCCUCCCUAAUGAACCGCUAUGUCACAGACCGCUUUGACUCCCAGUCCUUUCACACCAUCGGUGUGGAGUUCCUAAACCGGGACCUGGAGGUGGAUGGGCGCUUGGUCACUCUUCAGAUCUGGGACACAGCAGGCCAGGAGCGCUUUAAGUCCCUGCGCACACCUUUCUACCGAGGCGCCGACUGUUGCCUGCUCACAUUUGCUGUAAACGACCUGCAAAGCUUCCAGAAUCUCGGCUGCUGGAAGAAGGAGUUCAUGUACUACUCGGAUGUUAAAGACCCUGAGCGGUUCCCUUUUGUGGUGCUGGGCAAUAAGGUAGACAUGGAGCGGAGGGAGGUGGGGGAGGACGAGGCACGGGCCUGGUGUGAAGAGAACGGCUGCUGCCCUUACUUUGAGACCAGUGCUAAGGAUGACACUAAUGUCACAGCUGCAUUCGAGGCAGCUGUCAGGGAGGUUCUGGCUGCUGAGGACCAGAUUGACCAUACACUACUGAGUAGUACUAUCGAUCUCCAUGGCAACCGCAAAACCUCUCGCACGUCUUGCUGCUGAUUGGUCAGGUGGGAUUCCACCUUGUCUUAAUUUAUUUAUCUAAAAUCUGCCCAUGGCAGUUUUGAGAGCCAGUAAAGAUAUUGUUAAUGGUACACAUACUGUAGGUACAAGGUAUUGAGUACAGUAUCCCCUAAACAUAAUGUGGAUAAGAUGCAGCUGCCCUGAGGAGGGCUGUGUAAAUGAUUCAGCUGAAUUAUUGCUCUAACCAAGGUACAGGCACACUGUAACAGGCACACUCGUCCUUCGUACUAUGUCUGCUUUCAGUAUUGUUGCACAAACACAUUUUCACCCAGUGUCAGUUUUGUCUGCCUAUGCAGGGGUUGUAUCAAAUUGUGCUUUCAGAGCAUUUAUUUUAAUUCAAAUGUUAAAUAAUACAGUGGAUGAGCGCAACCAGUCCUCUCUUGAAGAGCACACUCUACACAAGAGCACACUUUGGCACAUCAACAUACAGUUGUUCUUGUAACUGCUCAACAGUUCGUCCAUGAGCGGAUUUUUUCUGGGUUUUAAAUGGACAUUGAAUACAACAUCACAUUUUCUUGUUAUCAGCUCCUUCAGCAAAAGUGGAGAGCUAAUGUAUUUUCUGGACACAAUCCAUGCAGAUCUUAUGCAUGAGAAGCCCCAAAAAACAUAAUGAUGACCAAUAUGAUUUGAGGUACGAGGAACUUAAAAUACUGCUGCUUUAAAAAGCAGGAUGACCGUGUUUGUCUUCAGUGGGAAGGGAACUGUAAACUUUCAUUUCGCAGCUCUGCCUGUAAGCAUUGGGUACGCGCUAAUGCGGUGCCCUUAUUCAUUUGUCUAUUAUAUGUAUUACCACUGCACUACUGUGUAGCUGGAUGUUGCAGGUGUACGAGCUAGGCAUUAUUGGAUCAUUUUUAUUUCCCAAGAUUUAUGUACAUGGGCCUGUUUCAGUGUUCAGUGUUUCUCGAAGUUAAAACGUAAUACUGCUUUUGCUGCUGUUGUUGAUGAACCGCUGUUUAUUUUUCUGUGAAGGACAUUUCUAUCUUCCGAUGUGUUUUUUUUGUUUGUGUUUUUUUGUUUACGGACGUGCGAUAUUCUGUUCGAUCAAGGGCU